Cynara cardunculus var. scolymus (artichoke) is the source of this 2807-nucleotide messenger RNA. RefSeq lists its product as uncharacterized. NCBI's taxonomy places the organism in Eukaryota, Viridiplantae, Streptophyta, Magnoliopsida, Asterales, Asteraceae. The transcript has 6 exons. The record is from RefSeq and is a predicted model, not a curated record. The coding region runs from base 1 to 2601 and encodes 866 amino acids.
AUGGCGAUGGGGAAGGGAGGGGUGGGGUGGCAGGAAAAAAACGCAAGGAGAUGGAUAAGUGGUGAUGACCUUUCUGAUUCAGAUAACUGGGGACGAAAGAGGGAAGAAGCCAUUGGUGGUGGAAGUUUUGGUAGCAGUGUAGACAUGGGUGCUCAAAAACGCGGGUCAAAGGGUGGCGGAGGAGGUGGCUAUGUUGGCGGCUUUCUCCAUCUGUUUGAUUGGAAUGCAAAAUCUCGCAAGAAAUUGUUCUCCAGCAAGUCGGAAUCACCAGAACAACCGAAACAGACAAAGAGAACUGAUGGAAACAUGCCUAUGACGCGCUUCAAUACGAUGGAUGAAGAUGACAUGAUUGGUGGUUUUAGUUUAAAAGGAAGUAGCGAUUACAGUUGCGCGACUUCAGUCACCGAUGACGAUGGUUAUGGCACCAAAGCUCCCGGGGUCGUUGCAAGGCUUAUGGGGUUAGAUUCAUUGCCAACUUUUAAUUUCUCAGAUACGUACUCAAACCCGUCUUUCGACUCUCAGUCUCUUAGAGAUUCAUCUCAGUUUCUUAGAGAUUCGUCACAUUCUGUUAGAGAUUCAUCUCAGUUUCUUAGAGAUUCGUCGCAGUCUCUUAGAGAUUCAACUCCACCUUAUAUUAGAAAAGAUCCUGAAUUCGAAUCGAAUGAUUGUGAAAUGGAGGCUGUUCCUAGAGCCAUAAAGGCGAAACCUCAGAAGAUGGGGAUGAGUAAAGCAUUCGAGAAGUUUCAAACUGAAACUUUACCUCCAAAAUCAGCUAAAUCAUUCCCAAUUACCCGUAACAAGCUUUUAUCUCCAAUUAAGAAUUCUGGAUUUGUGUCCUCGAGUAAUCCAGCUCGUAUAAUGGAAGCUGCAUCGAAAAUACCUCUCGUUGGAUCAUCAUCAUCAUCAUCUUCACCGUCAUCUUUUGUUCCUUUCAAACUCAAAGUUUCGAGGGAGAAGAUAGAGAAUUCUACCAGAAAACCCAAGGUUCCCGAGUCUUCUCGAAGACCAUUAGAGUCAAAUGCUGCUAAGAAUGUAAAAAAUCAGCAAUCUUUAGAACCGAAAAAGUCCAUUUCGUUGGCUCUUCAGGCAAAGGCUAACGUUCAAAAACGCGAAGGCUUGAAUCAUCGAGCUCAAUCAGUCAGAACUCAGCCGAAUACCGAUAGAAAUCCACAAAGGAAUCCCGGUUCUUCAAAUGUUCUGAAGCAGAACAAUCAGAAACAAAAUAGCUUAGUCGAUAGAGGAAGGUCAACUCUGAAAUCCCAAUGUUCUACCAUCGGUCCUCAACCUAGAAAGGCAGGUUCCCAGAAAAGCUCAAGUAAAAUCUCCGAGAACUCGAAAACUAGCCGUAAAAAGGAACCAUAUUCCAUCACUACUCGGAGGAAACGUUCUAUGGAAGACAGCGAUCGUACACAUGCCGACAAGAAUGUUGUUAGAGAUAGAAGUUAUAGAAGUAAUUCAAGUGAUGUCGUUUCUUUUACGUUCACAGCUCCAAUUGCACGCCCACCUAUCUCUACCAACGGUUUUCUGAGCAAUAACCAAAGUAAAAAUGUUCUCGAUUCGACCAGAAAUGCCUCAAACUCAUCUUUGAGCUAUAAUGUUAUCAGAGGUGAUGCUUUAAGUACCCUUUUGGAGCAAAAACUGAGGGAAUUAACUGGUAAUCCUGCAUCUGUUUCUCAAGAUUCAUUUCCUGCAACGGAAAGUGACAUUAGAGAUGAUUCAAGUUACGGGUUUUCUUCAUUUGAUCCUCUACAACAACUUACGAAAAAACAUCACAAACCUGAUCAGGGCCAAGAUAGAAUCGCUAGAGAUGAUUCGAGUUACGGGUUUUCUUCAAAUGAUUCAACAGAACUUAUGAAGAAACAUCACAAGCUCGAUCUGUGCGUAGAAUUGGCAUCGGAGUGUAGCAGCGAUGACUACGAAUACCGGAAAUUGCUCCGUGGCCGACAACCAAGUCCGAGCUCGGUUCUGGAACCGUCUUUUCUUUCGGAAAGUUGUAAUUCUUCGGAUACUGCUGAUAGUUGCAAGCAAAGUUCAGCUUCUGUUCAAGCCCAGGAACUAAUUAGUGCAAGUUUUCUAAGAAAGUCAAGUCCAAUGGACAUCGAUACCGAGUUAUCAGAUUCGGCAACUUCCACCAUGAUGUGUGCCAAAUGGGAGGCGGAUUUCGUGAAGGAAGUGCUUUCCGAUAUCGAGAGCAUGUUCGUUGAUUUCACCUUAGGUAAGAGUCGAAAGAUCGUGAACCCACGUGUGUUUGAUCGGUUAGAAUUCGGUCGACCAAAUCAAGAGGUGGCUAAAUUAAGGCGUGAACUCGUGUUCAAUUGUGUGAGUGAGUGUAUGGAGACGAAGUGCAGGGUGUGGGGCAAAGGGCUAGCCGUCGUGAGCAGACCAGACCGGUUAGCCAAAGAGGUGUACAAAGAGAUCGUGGGGUGGGAGGAAAUGAAAGACGAUAUGGUGGAUGAGCUCGUUGAUAAGGAUAUGAGCGGUGACGGAUACAAAAAAUGGCUCGAUUUUGAUGUCGAAUUGUUCGAAAUUGGAGUUGACAUCGAGAGUCGGUUGCUCGAUUCUUUGAUCAACGAAGUUGUGGACGAUAUCUUAGUUCUCUAACGGCGAUUCCGGCAAUCGGGUGUGCUGCAAGCAGGGUCGUCGGGGUUUUCCAUGGUUGGAAUAUGUUAUUCGACGUAAUUAUAUUGCAUAGUUUUAGAAAUUAAAAUGUUUCGACUUGUAAAAGAUUUUUUUUGCAUGGUUAAUUUUUUUCCCGAUAGCUAGAAUUGCCGAAUCUAAAGCGAUGUACAAGUUUCAUUGCAUAAUAU